AUAGAGAAAAUAUUCUUUAGUUUAAAAAAUAUAUAAUUAAUUUUAAACUUGUUUAAUAAAUAUUUACUAUAUCAUAUAUUUAAAAAAUUAAUUCUUUCGAAUCACUUGAUCUCUCCCGAUCACCUUCCUAUUUCUUUCAGUGAGUUACUCGUGGGGUGUACGUUCUCUUCGCACGAUGAAGUUAAACGUGGCUUAUCCCGCUACGGGAUGUCAGAAGUUAUUCGAAAUAACAGAUGAACAUAAGCUGCGUAUGUUUUAUGAUAAACGUAUGGGAGCUGAAGUUGAUGCUGAUUCUCUGGGGGAUGAAUGGAAAGGUUAUGUUGUUAAAAUUACUGGUGGAAAUGACAAACAAGGUUUUCCCAUGAAACAGGGUGUAUUGACUAAUGGUCGUGUGAGACUUCUCUUGUCCAAGGGCCAUUCUUGUUAUAGACCUCGUCGUGAUGGUGAGAGAAAGAGGAAAUCAGUUAGGGGAUGCAUUGUUGAUGCUAACCUAAGUGUUUUAGCCUUAAUUAUUGUCAAGAAAGGUGAACAGGAAAUUCCCGGGCUUACUGACAACACUGUGCCUAGGCGUCUGGGUCCCAAAAGAGCUUCUAAAAUUAGGAAACUCUUCAAUUUAAGCAAAGAAGAUGAUGUGAGGCGGUAUGUAAUCAAACGUCCACUUCCUCUCAAAGAAGGUCAGACUAAGCAGCGCUUUAAGGCUCCUAAAAUUCAGAGACUCAUCACUCCUGUUGUGCUUCAGCGCAAGAGACAUCGCAUUGCUAUUAAGAAGAAGCGAGCUGAGAAGCGCAAGGAGGAAGCUCGUGAAUACGCUAAACUUUUGGCCCAAAGACAGAAGGAAGCUAAGGCUAGGAGGCAAGAAGAACUGAAGAGGAGAAGAUCUGCCUCGAUGAGAGACUCCAAAUCCUCUGCUUCUACUCAGAAGUGAUUCUUCCUUUUUUUUUUAAUUAAUAAAAAAACCUAUUGAUAGUUGAUUGCCUUUUCUUUAUUUUCCCAAUGAAAUAAAUAAAUUUUAUUUAAAACUUUUAAAUAGUGGAUUGAUGGUUGACUGUAGUGAAAAUUAAACAGAAGUUGGUUGAAAUGUUCAGUCAAAGAAAUAAAUAAGGGAAAGUUUUUCCUUAGCCCUGAUGAAGGCCUGAACUUAUGGCUAAAACUGCAAAAAUAAAAUUAUUUUUUGUUGAAUUGAAGUUAUUUAUUGAGUAUUCUUAUCGUUCUUUAUCAAUAAUUAGCUUUACCCGGCCUUGCGCUGCUGUGGCUCAGUCUGGCAAAUGGAAAAGAAAGAAAAUAGAAAGCACGUAUUGAGUGGAUUAAUACCAAAG
This is a messenger RNA of Nezara viridula (southern green stink bug), 1316 nucleotides long. NCBI's taxonomy places the organism in Eukaryota, Metazoa, Arthropoda, Insecta, Hemiptera, Pentatomidae. The record is from the annotation of a GenBank genome assembly.